AUGGACACCUCCGACCCAAAUACCAUCCCCCCUAUCCCCCAACGCUACCGACACCUUCAAACCCCUGAGCCUCGCCCGCGUCGACGUUCGCUACCACCUCCUUCGAGCCACUCUAUCGACGCCGCCCCCAGCUCACCUGAAGUCAUAUCCUCUCUGAUUACAAGUCUGUCCGUCAUCUCAGAACCUGCCGACCAACACUUUGAGCGCAGCGCUCCGAGUCUUUCGGUUCCUGUAUCUCCCCGCCAAGGUAGCUUCGGAGUCGACUACGGCGCCUUCUCCCAGCCUUCACUCGCAGACCUUCGCGCCGCAGACGUCCCCCUCGACGAAGUCGCCGCCUCCGCUCCUGUUAUCCGUACUUCCAAGCGCCCUUCCGGUCUCUCGCCUCUGACUGCAUCCAAAUCGCCAAGUCGCGACGUCUCCGGCAGUCUCAAGUCUCUUCUACGGAGCUCCUCGCGGCCCUCGUCAAAAGGUUCACUUGGAUCCGGAUCGCGGGACGAUGCUCAGAGCAUAGGCAACUUGUCAAUAGAACGCGGCUUUGCGCCAACUCCAGAACUCAAAAGGCAGCGAUCGUAUGACAGUUGGGGCAAGAAGCAGGGAAGGAGCCACAGGGGCUUGAUGUACAUGAGCUCCAAGGAACGCCUACGAGAAAACGAAGAAAAGAAACGUGCGAGCAUUGGCGACAGGAGCUCCAGCAGCUUCACCGGACUGUCACUUCGACCCGACCCCUUCCUGGCCGAGACCCCCAUCAGCGAAGAACCCACCUCCAACAUGGAAUCUCCCAUAGACGAGUCGCACUCCCACGACGCCGGCAGCCCUCACCGUGGGGAGCCGACGAGCCCUAGACCCAUCCCCGCCCGAGACUCUUCUCUUUUUAAGACCGGAACAAACGCCAAGAGGUCGUCCACGCGAUCCUCCCGAUCGAAGCGAGACAGCGAAAACGGUACAAACGAGUUUCAUUUUGGGGGACAGGAGCAGACGCCUACACGGGAAGCUCCGCGGCGCAAGCACUUGUCUCGGCAUGCUUCCGAAAACGACCUUGCCAGGAUAUCCGGUGACGCAUCUGGAAGAUAUGCGAGCCGUCCAUUGUUCGAUACCAGGCACACCGAAGACUUCCGCGUCUCGGGUCCGUUGUUUGAGGAGGAUGUCGAAGACAGCGCGCCGUUCCCCGCUGUCGCACAGGGACGUCGUCGUGACGACCAGACCGCCGACCGAAACAUCCGGAAAUCGAUGCGCGAUGGCUCUGAUUUGGGCGAAACCCUCAAGGUGAAGCGCAGCAGUUCAAGGCUCAAGCGGCUGUCACGGCCAUUGAGCCCCAAGGGGGAAGAAUCCCACGCCAGCCCGCGCAAUUCAGCAGCAUCUCCAGACCACCGCCAGAGUAUGCCUGCUGGCUAUGAGCGCCCACGCAGUGCAGAUUCUAUUGACGAUGCCGUCGAGUCAUAUUUGUGCUCUCCCCGGCUAUCCCAAAAGAUCCGUCAUCCGCAGACCGGCCGGGUGAUUUCAUUCUCCGAGGUGGGAGAUGCAGAUGGAUCCGCCGUCUUCUGCUGUGUGGGAAUGGGUUUGACGAGAUAUAUCACGGCGUUUUACGACGAAUUAGCAUUGACGCUCAAACUGCGUCUCAUUACACCCGACAGACCUGGUGUGGGCGACAGUGAAGCCUACGGUGAUGGAACCGCGACGCCGCUCAGCUGGCCCGACGACGUUUACGCCAUCUGCCAGGCACUCAAAAUUACCAAAUUUUCUAUCCUCGCACACUCCGCCGGCGCCAUUUACGCGCUGGCGACGGCACUUAGAAUGCCCCAGCACAUUCGCGGCAGGAUACAUUUGCUCGCCCCCUGGAUCCCGCCUUCACAGAUGAACGUGUUCGGCACGUCACAGGCGAUGCCCCCCACCAACGCCAUCCCGACAUCACAGCGAAUUCUCAGGGCUCUCCCGACGACGUUCCUGAAAGCAGCCAACAGCUCGUUCAUGUCGGCCACAAGCAGCUCCAUCACAAGUUCCCUCCCCAAGACGCCAAGACGUAGUAAGCGCAAGUCGACCGCCACCACUGGCCGGGACACCCCGGCCACAUCUACCACGAGCAAGCGGGACACGGCACUCCACCUCGACAAGGAAAAUCUGGGCCUGUUCAGGGACGGCGCUGCGGGCGACGACCUGCUCUCGGCCGGACCCGCCCCGAUUGCCACAGAAAACAUGGACAGGAUCAGACCCACCGGCACCGCAUCGGCACAGGGGCACUACAACUCUGACACGCAGAUCCUGGCCUCCGCUUCAGACGCAUUGAUGGACAAGGAACGUCAAACGAUCUACGACAACAGAUUGACGCAUGCCAUUUGGGAACUGGCCACGACGGGCGCCAACCCCGCCGUCGACCUGCUGGUCUGCCUCGAGCGCAGGCAUACCAUUGGUUUCCGCUACGUCGACAUCACACGCCCUGUUGUGAUCCACCACGGCAGCCGCGAUACCCGUGUGCCCGUAGACAACGUCAAGUGGCUGGGCAAGACGAUGCGGCGGUGCGAGGUGCGGGUUCUCGAGGGAGAAGGCCACGGUCUCAUGGCGAGCGCCGGCGUCAUGGGCGCAGUGCUCAUGGAGAUCAGCAAGGAGUGGGAUGACUGGCUCCGCGCGACCAGCGGAAAGAAAGAUGAGCGCAGUCGGAGAAACACGGCGACGCGGUAA
Molecule: messenger RNA, 2673 nt
Organism: Colletotrichum truncatum
Lineage: Eukaryota; Fungi; Ascomycota; Sordariomycetes; Glomerellales; Glomerellaceae
Product: hydrolase
Biological process (GO): lipid homeostasis; phosphatidic acid biosynthetic process
Cellular component (GO): mitochondrion
Molecular function (GO): carboxylic ester hydrolase activity; lysophosphatidic acid acyltransferase activity
Source: RefSeq, a predicted model, not a curated record